This is a messenger RNA of Trichobilharzia szidati, 1081 nucleotides long. The record is from the annotation of a GenBank genome assembly. NCBI's taxonomy places the organism in Eukaryota, Metazoa, Platyhelminthes, Trematoda, Strigeidida, Schistosomatidae.
AAACUACCCUAUACAAACGUGUGCGUUACAAAAUAUUGUGAUUAGCUGAGCUGAGUAUUCUGAUUUCGCGCACCUGGUAUGAACAGCCAACGCAAAAUUCGUCAAACGAAAUCGAAGGUACUCUGAAUACCUCAAACUGGCUGUCAAGCAAGAAAUUAUUUGUCAAUAAAGGCUUCUUCAAAUGAGGCAUUCUUCUUUUCUAUUCUUCAGACGAUUCACAAACAUUCACUCAGUCCGUCGUCGUUUAGCUGUAGGUUUCGAUGAUCGAGGCAAUGGGAUUAUGAUGUUUAAAAACUCUAAAGGUGUUGAAGUUGACUUAGUCAAUUAUGGUUCCUAUGGGGUAUAUUUUUCUGCCUACAAUGAAAAUGGUUUUGUAUUGAGCAGUGGUGUUAAAAUUAUUGGACCAUGUGCUGCAUUUCCUCGGAAUGCUUUAUGCUGGCAUGUUAAUAAUGCUCUAGAUAUUACCGAAAAGUCAUUAUCAUUAUUUUUUAUGCUAGAACCUCCAAUCGAAGUUUUGAUAAUUGGUAAAGGAGAAACGAAAAGUAUGGUGGAUUAUCGUAGGAUUUUAGACAUAUGCUGGAAGCAUCGUUUAUGCGUUGAAGUGAUGCCAACGCAUAGUGCUAUAGGUACAUUCAACUAUUUGAAUUCAGAAGGACGUUAUGUAGCUGCAGCUCUAAUCCCACCACGCCGUCUUGAUGAUUACGAGGAUGCUGAUCGUAAAGCUACCAAGUUAUUAAUAGCUAGAGAAAAUGAAAAUACCGAAGAAUUACUUCUACCAAAAGAUAAUGAUGAUAAUAAUACUAUGUCAAAAUUAUUAACCUCUGGAGAAUAUAAAGAUGUCAUGGUGACACGUUCACCUUUAGCUGUCGACUCGAACACCUCCUCCACCUCGUCAUCAUCAUCUGACUUGUCGAAAUCUUCUUCGUCUUCUUCUCCUGAGGGUGAUAGUAAAGAGAAGAAAUAAUUAGUAUAUAUUAGUUACUCAUUAUAUAUGUAUAUGUAUAUAUUUAUGUACAUUUAGAAAAGUGUAUAUUUGUAUAUUCUAUAGUGUAUAGUGCAUAAUAAACAUUAUUCAUAGCGU